AAUGAAUUUAAAUUAGUUUCUAGAUAAACAACUACGUCAAUAUUAGUAGAGGAUUCUAGAUUAACUUUUUACAAGGCGGGAAUUAUUUAAAUUUCCCAGCAUAGGUCACAGGAAUCGCGUAGACAUGUGCGUUAGACAGCAAAUUGGACAAGGACAACCAGGAAUAUAGAGUUUGCUCUCUGCAGGGAAUAUUAUUUUCAUUGAUAAUCCGAUUGUAGUCGUGAUAAGUUCAAUUAAAUUGAAAGAAUAGUUUCAGUCAUAGUUGAACGUAAGUGCUGAAGUUAUAUCAUCAAGUAAAUUAAAUUAAUUCAAUAUAUAAAAUGGGAGACGUAGAAAAAGGCAAAAAAGUUUUCAAACAACGUUGCGAACAGUGCCAUACGCUAGAAGCUGGUGGUAAACACAAAACAGGGCCUAAUCUACACGGAUUAAUCGGAAGAAAAACUGGACAAGCACCUGGUUUUGCAUACACAGAUGCAAAUAAAUCAAAAGGUAUAACAUGGAACGACGAUACCUUGUUCAUAUACCUAGAAAAUCCAAAGAAAUAUAUCCCUGGUACGAAAAUGGUGUUUGCUGGUUUAAAGAAAGAAGGUGAACGAAAAGACCUCAUCGCCUACCUCAAAGUAGCAACUAAAUAAAAUAAUUAUUCCGACAUAUCAUAAGUAUAAGAGUGAAAGUUUGGUUUUGCAUGAAUUAAACAGCAUCAUUUACAAAAAGCUCUUCAACAUUCUUCAUAGUAAAAUACAAAUAGAUUGACUAUAUAUUGUUACAAUUAUGAUGAAUGUUGUUAAAAAAGUUUUAAUAAUUUAUUUGCCAAAUUUUGAAAUUCCCUUAGAAUUAUUUGUAGAUGUUCUACUUGUGAAAGUUCUAUAUAACUAUUCAGGGUGUAAAUUAUUCUAUGCCAAAAACUACUGGGUAUAUAUUCUGAAAUAAUAUGAGUAUGUUCUCGAAUUUUUGCAAAUCCUGAAUAAUUUUUUUGACAAAAAUGUUGUUUACUUACAACCUUACAACUCUAUUUUCUAUUUAAUUCAUACAAAGACAAGAAAAAUGUUUCUGAUGAUAGUGUUCCAUUCGUCUAGUACCACUUUUAUUGUACCUAUGUCAAUGUGAGUCAAAUGACAUAGUAUUUUAACUAAUUAGACAAUUUUUUAAAUUAUUUUAAUAUAAGUUCGGAUCUACCAGAAGUUGUGUAAAUAUUGUCAUAUGCUUAGAAAGUUGCGUUGCGUAUUAGAAAAAAAAUUGUUUUUUGCUCAAUGUUUUGUUUAAAGAACUGAUAAACUAGAAAACAUUUAAUUUGAUUUGAAUGCAAUUUGAAAAGUAGUUAAGAUAGUAGCUAUAAAAGCGCUUGGUUAUAAGCAUACCGAAAAUGUUGUAAAUAUAGGACAUCGUUAUUUUCGUUGUUAUAUUAAAUUAUUUAUUGAACAA
Diorhabda sublineata is the source of this 1422-nucleotide messenger RNA. RefSeq names its product cytochrome c. Gene Ontology annotation, biological process: mitochondrial electron transport, ubiquinol to cytochrome c; mitochondrial electron transport, cytochrome c to oxygen. The transcript is spliced from 3 exons. The coding region runs from base 321 to 635 and encodes 104 amino acids. Lineage: Eukaryota; Metazoa; Arthropoda; Insecta; Coleoptera; Chrysomelidae. Gene Ontology annotation, molecular function: electron transfer activity; heme binding. Gene Ontology annotation, cellular component: mitochondrial intermembrane space. The record is from RefSeq and is a predicted model, not a curated record.